UCGGUUUCUGUUUUCAAGUGUCGAAACAUUUUUCUCGCAAAUUUGCUACAUCUUUGCCGUCUUUGAAUUGUAUAAAACAUUAAUUGGUACUAGCUGAAGGUAAAGGAUUACUUAUACUUAUGAUUCAACAAAUGGGACGGUGUCAGGGAAGGAACGAGGGAUAAAUUUUCGCCGAUGUAGUUUACCCAUGAUCACUAGACGCCGCCGAACACGAUCGAGCGGUGAAGACAACGAUAAAACUCGAGUGGAAUUUUUAAGCGAAAGCAACUUUAGUUCAACAGCUGUGGAUAUGACAACAUGUAGAGACAGAACAUCGGAGUUUAUCUCCGCCGUAAAAUCACUUCAAUCAAGACAGGGAAAUAAUUUUGCUGGUAACAGGCAUGACCACCAGCGCCAAAAUGGACUCCAGAAGAGUGAAUUCUUUUUCAUUGCUAAGCACAUUGGAAAGGAUAUCAGCAAUACUUUUGCUAAACUGGAAAAGCUUGCCAUCUGUAAGUUAAAAGAAAAACCUUUGCCAUUACUAGAAUUUUACAGUCCUGUACAUUGCCAAAGACAUCAGCCUUUGCUGGUGAGGUCUAAGGCUAGUACACAGGGGAGGCAUCUGCAGACCCACUCAAGUACAGUAGUACUAUCAUUGCAGUCAAAACUAGCCAGGAUGUCAAAGGACUUCAAAGGUGUCCUGGAAGUAAGAACUGAGGUAAAGAGCAUGAAUUUCUGUUGUUUGUUUAUUACAAAGAGUUGCGAUGCGGAGCUCUCUCAUAAACGAAUUAUGAGGCUCAGUUUUUUUUUUUCCCUAAUUUUCUGGCAGGAUGAGUACAUAAAAAGUCGGGCGAACGCAAUGGAGAACAUCGAAUCAACGAUUGUCGAACUUGGAAGCAUAUUUCAAGACCUUGCUCACAUGGUUAAAGAACAGGAGGAGCAGAUUGAAAGGAUUGAUGCUAAUGUUGAAGCAACAGAGCUAAAUGUUGAAGCGGCUCAUGGUGAACUGUUGAAGUAUUUUCAGUCAGUCACCUCCAACAGGUGGUUAAUCAUCAAAAUAUUCUGCGUUCUCAUUAUCUUCUUCGUCGUUUUCGUUGUCUUCAUGGCUUGAAUCUUCCCCGAACUUGGGCCCUACAACUCACCCAUUUCUUUCUAUCACAUGUAUGUUACGGAGAUGAUUAUCAUUACGCUUGGAAAUAAUUUUUCGUUAAAUUUGGUAUAUAUGAUGUCGACAAAUGGAAACUCCGAAAUGCGAAGGGUGGAAACCUUUGGCUUACCAUGGCAACUGGGCUAAAAGUGGAUUGCAACUAUUAAACUUAGUCGAAGGAGUUUUCAAAAAGCGAUCGAAGAAAUUCGUUGUGUGACUAUAUGAUAUUAUUACGGCACAGAUCAGGAGGAAAUGAACAGUCAUGUCGACAGAAGAUAUAAAUGGGUAUGACAUAAUUUUAAGAGUUGGCGAGGGAAACGUUUAGUUAAAAAAUCGUAGCCAAAUUAGUUGUAAUGCCCUACAAUAAUUGUUACUGCCUUUGGCAGCAUAAUGCACAUUUGCGUUUGAGCAGCCAAUUUUAACCCUUCCCCCCCGCCCCCCUCCUCCUAGGUUCGACUUCAAGGAGUGAGUUAGUGAUUUUUUAUUGUGAAAGAUCUCCAAAUCUCUGAGAUCAGUUGAAUCCUCUAGAGAAAACUAACAGAGAGUGGCAAAUGUUCGAGAAAAUUUUCAUUAAUUGACGUUUUCAUGCACAAGUAUUAUCCUUGGAAAUUUUUCCGUCAUCGAUGAUCGAAUUCUACUGACAAGAGCGGUCCUCCCCUUUCUAUAGCUGCAUACUUUGACUAUUUAUCGCAACACUCUCCAAGAGGGAAGACAAAGAAGAGGAAGGAAAGAAAGAAAAACGGAAAAGAUUUUCUAGAAAAAUUUCUCUUGACUUUUCAUUCUUGAUUGAUCUUUUCGUGAAUUUCUUUUCGGGAUAUUUGUAAGUUAUUAACCAGUCCAGGGUAACCCUUUCACGUCCAAGAUCCGAUUAGUAGUUAACUGACUGCCAUCUGUUUCCGUUAAAUCAAGAUUUAAAUCAAGAAUACACUCUUUUGGUGAUAUAUUAGUCUUACGUAUUCUGAUUGCCUGUGCUAGAUAGUUUGAAAAUUUCGAUGAGAAUUUACGCAUCAAUCACCUCUGGAAGUGAAAGGGUUAGGUAUGAAGGUCCUUUCCUUUCGAUGUUUACGGCGUUAAGGCACGAAGUGGGCAGAAGUAUUGUUCAGUUCCCAAGCGGUAGCUGAACUGCGUGGCGUUGCAAUAUUCUUAAAGCUUGUUUUCACUUUUGACGGAGUCAGAGUCGUAAUCCGCAGAUGUGCUGAACGUUACGAUCAAGUGAAAAUCAAACCGACGGAAUCGGAAGAAAAAUAUCGAUACCGUUCACGACUCAGUCGCUUACGAUGCAAUGAAAACUAUAGUGUCGGAGUCGCAAGCAGAAGACUGUACUGGAAAGGGUUGAGAACUGGCAAUGUGAUUGGCAAAUCUUUCCACUUCUGCUUGCGACUCUGAUCUAGUUUUCUCUGGAUCAGGAGCAUCGUAGUCAUAAGCGGAAUCGGAAAAAAUGAAACCUUUCUGAUUCUUCCUACUCCAAUUCCGUCGAGCUUUUGACACCGCUUACGACUCCGAUUUUCAGUUUUCACUAGGUCGGAGGUGUCCUUACUACUGCGACUUCGAUUUUUUCGCUAGUGAAAACCAAUUUUAACAAAAAGAGUUUACGCAUGCAGUGAUGAUGUAAAGUUGCAUUAGUUGUUAUUGGACUAUCUGCAGAGUACAUAAAAAGAUGUUCAACACUGUUUCUGGCCACAUAUUUCAUAGGUUUUCAUUAAUUGUAUGAGGUGAAAUCUAGUAGGAGAAUUGUUCAGCUCUUGCAUGAGAAAUUCGAACUUAAGCAACUGAUAAAGGACUCGAAAGUAGAAAGGAAUUUACUUAAAUGAUUAUAAGUUUCGCAUUAUUCUGUCAUAUUGGUUUUACGUGCUGUUUCAUUUUACUGAAAAUGAGAAAUCAUUUAGCAAAGAUGUCAAAUGGACAAUUUACGUUAUUAUGAGAAUAUUGUAACUGUUAUCAUUCUACCAUGACAUACUGAGCAUCGAGAAAGAUGCGGGCGAUAGAGAAAGAAAUAUUUACAUGUUGGUUUGUAUGUGAAAUAGAUAUUCCAGGGAGGAGGGAGUUGGGUGGGAAGUAUCAAGUCAUGAGUGUGGCGCGAAGUUUAUAUUUUUCUCCCUGUAGAAUAAACCAGGUCUGUAAUUUCGAUUUCAUCAGACUUAGAA
Messenger RNA from Stylophora pistillata, 3270 nucleotides. Its product is annotated as syntaxin-5. Gene Ontology annotation, molecular function: SNARE binding; SNAP receptor activity. NCBI's taxonomy places the organism in Eukaryota, Metazoa, Cnidaria, Anthozoa, Scleractinia, Pocilloporidae. The record is from RefSeq and is a predicted model, not a curated record. Gene Ontology annotation, biological process: intracellular protein transport; endoplasmic reticulum to Golgi vesicle-mediated transport; vesicle fusion. Gene Ontology annotation, cellular component: Golgi membrane; endomembrane system; SNARE complex.